UUUCUCUUUUUCUACGUCACUCAUUUUCUUCAUGUCAUGUGUUUAACAAGGGGAGCUGACUUGCAAUGGGGUACAUUUGCACAACAACCUGCGUACAAUAUGAAUUCAGAAAUGGAAAUGUAUUAUGCUACGAAUAAGUUAUUUUUAUACCGAAUCGGCGUGUGGCCGUAUCAGCGGAGAGUUCUUAAAGUGAUGAUACCGUGUUUUAUCGUAAUAGUGCAUAUUUCUGUUGUCAUAAGUGAGGCGCUACUGUUAUACGACACUUGGGGUGAUAUAAACGUUGCAGUUGACUGUAUAGUCAAUCUUAUUUUGCUUUUUACUGCCGAUGUAAAAUUAAUUAAUAUGGUUGUAAAUAAUAGGAAAGUGAGUGGUCAAGUUGAUAUCGGUAACGUGUAUUUGCUAUUAUUAUUGUUAUUAUUAUUAUUUGUAUUAUUUAUUGUUAAUCAGUUCCGACGAUUAUUGGAACUUAUGAACAAACACUGGGAGCUUUUAAAUAAUAAAAUUGAAAGUCAUAUCUUGAAAUAUUAUGCUAGUAUUAGCCAAAAACUAACAAGUUAUUAUGCAGUAUAUUUGAUCGUGAUCAUAAUAUUUUAUUUAUUAAUUCCUUUAACACCAAAAAUUUUGGACUUCGUAGUUCCAUUGAAUGAGUCAAGACCAUUGGCAUAUAUAUAUCAGGGCGAAUACAGAGUGGACAAAGAGAAGUAUUAUUAUCCAAUUUUGUUUCAUUCUUAUCUUGCGACUGCAUGCACAAUGACAAUUCUGUUCACUUGUGAUACCACGUAUAUAAUAUGUGUGUUACAUGCUUGCAGCCUAUUUACAGCUAUUGGAGAACAACUGGAAAAUAUAACUAGCAAGGCAGGUACAACUUCAAAUAAUGAUGGAGAAAUCCAUACAGAGAUGCAAUAUCAUACAUUCAUAAAAAAACACAGUUUUAUCGGCAAUGACUAUAAAAUAUUGAUAACGUGUUUGAAAAAACAUCAACUUGCAGUAGAAAACGCUCAGACGUUGAAUUCUAUGUUUCUUCAUGUAACAUUUAUUCUUUUAUCUAUGAAUAUGCUGGUUUUGAGUAUAAUUGGAAUACAACUUAUUAAUAAUCUAGAGAAUACUAAAGAGACAAUAAGAUAUAUUUGUCUAACUGGUGCUACGUUUAUUCAUCUUGUAUGUAUGUGUAUUCCUGGACAAUUACUGAUUGAUAAAAGCACAGAAAUUCUCGACAAAACGUACGGUUCAGAAUGGUAUACAUUUUCUAACAAAACUAAGAAAUUGUUAAGUGUACUUCUUUAUAAAAGUUUAGUUCCAUGUACACUCACGGCUGGAAAGAUGUUUGUUAUGUCCAUGACUCUGUGCAGUUCGAUUGAUAUACAAUUUUAAGGUAAUGCAAACUUCUUUGUCGUAUUUCACGGCUUUUUUAUCCAUGAGAUAAGGAUACAGCAAACACGUAAUUAUGUAUAUCUUUACAAAAUAAUACCGAGAAAAGUUGUUCGUAGUCGUUGUGUUUUAUAAAGAAUGAUUAUAAUCGUCAUAAUAAAAUAAUAUAUUUCGUAUUAGAAAUACAAA
This is a messenger RNA of Solenopsis invicta (red fire ant), 1557 nucleotides long. RefSeq names its product odorant receptor 49a. The coding region runs from base 37 to 1371 and encodes 444 amino acids. The transcript has 8 exons. The record is from RefSeq and is a predicted model, not a curated record. Gene Ontology annotation, biological process: sensory perception of smell; detection of chemical stimulus involved in sensory perception of smell. Gene Ontology annotation, molecular function: odorant binding; olfactory receptor activity. Gene Ontology annotation, cellular component: plasma membrane. NCBI's taxonomy places the organism in Eukaryota, Metazoa, Arthropoda, Insecta, Hymenoptera, Formicidae.